This is a messenger RNA of Anarrhichthys ocellatus (wolf-eel), 8866 nucleotides long. RefSeq names its product neuron navigator 1-like. The record is from RefSeq and is a predicted model, not a curated record. The coding region runs from base 5360 to 6154 and encodes 264 amino acids. Gene Ontology annotation, biological process: neuron migration; nervous system development; neurogenesis. Gene Ontology annotation, cellular component: axon initial segment; microtubule cytoskeleton. The transcript is spliced from 2 exons. Lineage: Eukaryota; Metazoa; Chordata; Actinopteri; Perciformes; Anarhichadidae.
UGUGUGUGUGUGUGUGUGUGUGUGUGUGUGUGUGUGUGUGGCAGGGAAUGAAUACUAUACAGUAGCUUGUGCUGAGACCCGUCUGUGUGUUUUUGUAUGCAAGCUUUACUGUGUGUAUUCCAGGGUUUACAUGUGCACGUGGUUGCAAGUGUUAGUUUGCACGCUUUUCGUUGUGUGUGUUUCUGUGUCUGUGUGUGUGCGUGCAUUUGAUUGUGUAUCAACUGUCACCGGGUUUAUUUUUUGCGUUGGUUUGUUGUCGACUGUUUACACAUACGUGGUUUUUCUUUCGUUCACCGCGUAGGACUGUUAUCUCAUGAAGGGUGUUUGGACUCGCUCCUCGUUUCUUCAGAUCUGCAAACAAACGGCGGACCGUGAUGCAGCUCCUGGAUGAGGAGGAGAGGCAGUUGCACACAAACACGCCUUUCACGCGCACACUCUGAAGCCCUCACAGAAAGCGUCCCCUCCUCCCUUUAGAGGCGUCCAUCUGUUGCACAUGUGACAGACUAAAAACGGACUCAGAAAUUCAGACUCUUUUCCUUGUUUAACACGACAAACACAGACAGCAGACUGGAGGCAAGGAAGGUACGAUUCUAGCUGUUGCUCUCACCACUAGAAUCUCUCAGUAACUGGUCUUUCUUGGACAAAUGUGUAUUUAUGUGAUGCUACAUUUUUAAUGUGACAAUAGUAUUUAUUCCAUAAUAAAUAAAUACCAAAUGGUGCUAAUGGGACAAAAGGAACUUGGAAAUAAUUAUGACAAGCUGACGAUCUCAAACCAUUUCCUCUUGAGAUAGUCAUGAUAAGAUUUUGUCUUUGCAAAGUUGAAGCACAUAUACACAGAUAUGGUCUUAUAUUUUGGAUAGCGUAAUAUGGCAUAAGUGUUGCCUUUUCCUGGUUUUCUUUUCCUGGUGCAGUAAAACAAUGUCAUUUCCUGAGCUCACCAGAUUGUUCUAGCUGUUGUGUUAUUUGCCUUUACCCACGUAGUCCUUAUAUCCACAUCACUGACGAUUAUUUAUCCAAAAUCUCAUUGUGUAAAUAUAUUUGGAAAGCACCAAUAGUCAACCUUAAAAUAUCGGCGCACUAUUGAUAUCGUGGUAUUUGAUUUUGUCCAUAUCACUCAGCCCUAAACUUAGCCACAAAUUCCUCCCCUCUCCGUCCAGAGCAGCGCUCGAACAUCAUUGUAAACUGAGCUUGAAGAGUGACUGAAUAAAUACAAGGAAGUAACCACCGAAACAUCUUCACUGGCCUCCAUGCUGCUUCCAGCUGUUUACUUACACUGUUUUCCAUUGCGUUUGUGAAAUUGAGUGUGACACACUAGAAAAACACCCAGAAAGGCGUAUUCAUCUACUGGGAAUGGGACAGGAGUCAAUCGGCUAGUUUUUGCGGGUUUUCUUGCGUUUAAUAAAACCUGCAUAAACGCGCUAAUUUUGGUGGAAAAGGUGUAAAGCACUCGCCUCCCGAGGCUCUCUAUGCUCCCAGCUCAUUUUUCUAUUGAGUCGCAUUAAAGGAGAGCAGAUUCCCAAAAAAAUUAAAGCAUGUCGGUGCAAAAAGACUUAGAGGAUGAACAAAAGACAGCAAAAGUAAUUGAACUAUUUCCACUGGACUAUUGCUAAACAAAGCAGUUCCAGUGAAGAUGCACAAUGCAUUCCUUCACGGGAGGAUAAUCCGAAAAUGCUUUGUUUAGCAAAAUCAUUUUUGGGGAUUUCCAUGAGCCCACAAGUGGAUGCAGGACACUUCAGUGAUGCUGCACAGGAAUCUUCUGGAAGUUUUUCAGCCGUUUUAUAACCUUUGCUGUCUUUCGUUUGCACCGGGCGCUCCGCUCUCCUUAACGCCAUUUCUUUAUGGAGGGGAGUACUAUAUACAAUUCAUAUUGUUGUGGGGUGAACUCCUUUAGAUAGUUUUGUUCUGAAGGAGUUUCGACAUGUUCACCUGUAUUGAAAAAACACGAUCCCAUUGUUUGGCAGUGACUGAAUAUACCAGACAGCGCAGCAGCAUUCGCCUCUUUCAGCCUUUUGAAGCGGCCGCAGUGGAGCUCCUCAGAUAUCUCAGCCCGCCUUUGUAACUGCUGCGUGUUGUUAUUUUUCUCUCUCCUGUGCCUCCAGGACAUUCUCAGAAAACGACUGCACCAUGGUGGCCCCAUCUGACCCCUGCCUCAGCCCCACCAAGGGAGAGCUGGUCUACAGCAAGACAGCCAAACAGUGCCUGGAGGAGAUAUCGGGUACAGCGGGUCGACACACAUGCCGCGGGCUCUGCAUGCUUGAUAUUUGUCCGUGUGGGUGUGUAAUGCCAUGUGCAUUACACAUUUGUCUCCUCUAAUACUGGUUAUACACUGUCAGGAUUUAACCUUGAUCUGCUGUUCAGCGUCCAUAUUUAACUAAUGUUGACCUGCUGCAAUGCUCCUCUGUGUGUUUAGGAUGCAUUUACUCUCUUUAGGAAAUAGAACAAUUGGUUUUGCAUACUUUAACGCUGUUGUAUUACAUUAUGGAUUAGCUGCCCUACAUAACAUUUAAGUGAGAGCAGGCUGCAGGGGUUUUAAUGCAGAAUAGCUAAAGAGUCGCUGCGGGAUGGGAGACUUUUUGAAGGCUACUGCUGUGUAUAGCACAAUGUGCUAGUGUCGUGCAGCUGGUGUGUAAGUGUGUUUUCGGUGUGUGUGUGUGUGUGUGUGUGUGUUAGUCGUGUUUACUGGGGGGAUCCCUGUUCCGCGCCGGUUCCAUGUGGUGAAGGGAAAAGGUCAGCGCUGACAGACGGACACAGGGAGCAUCUGCGGCUCUUUGUUGUUUCUGUUUACAUUCUUGCAUGCCACCGUCGUGUUUUUAAAAUCCCAGCUCUGCAUCAUCAUCAAUACGUACACAUCAUUUAUUGUUUUCAGCUUCAGCAGAGGGAUGGCUUUUGCAAAGAGUUGCUUGACAUUUGAUGGAUGUUUUUUUUUUUUUAUCCAAAGCUCAUAAAGUGUUAGUUCAGAUAUCUGAGUUCUUAUGGAGGAAUGGAUGCACAUCGCAUAUACACUACAACGGAGCAAGAAAACUGGGUAUGGGAAGAGUUUUAAGCCUUAAAGAGAUAUCAUUUGAUUUAAGAAGGGUGUAGUGAUAAGAGGCUGCAAUCAUUUAGAAACAGUACAUUUUAUCCAAUAUUUUGUACAUUAUUUAUAUUUGAGUUCAUCAUCCUUUUCAACGGCACCAGAAAGCUGCUGGCAGAACAGAAAGCCUACCGUUUGUUUGUAAUGACUCCCAACAUCUUCAUCGUCCUUUAACUACGGUCAGUGGACAUCUGAGCAAUUGAGCUUCUGCAGCUGAGAGGUCAGUGCUGAGGGACAUUUGACCAGCUUCUAACCACAAACUCCAAAUUCUGACAAAGGAACAGGAUGAGAGCUCAAAGCAGGCAACACAAACCACUGGCACAGACACAUUCCAUUGUUUCAAAUGCAUCUUGCCAUUUGCAAAAGACUUCAGUGUCACAACUGCAACCCAUUUCACAUUAAAGAGGUUUGUGUUGCCGCACAUUCCCCAUUAUCCACCGUAUUGUCUGUUUUAAGCAUUUUGUCAUUGAGUUAGAUCAUGUGCUUCCAAAUAUUCUGAAAUGAUUUGGAUUUUACAUGUUUAGUAGAAAAAUGCCAUUUGGAAUGAAACUCCAUCCUUAGAAUAACAUAAAUAGCAGAGGGUGACAUGGACGAUGAAUCAAACAAGCAAUAAACUCAACGGCAAAAAAAUAAGACGUCAAGUUCAAAGUGAAGCCGGAGAGACUCUGAGCGUCUACAAAGUGCAGCGUGCACAAACAACAGCGCAUGAUUACAGGUUUCGGGAAUGUCAGGUUUGGCUGCGACAUUCCAGACAUUUCCCUUCGGCCGUGGCUUUUCCGCAGCCCGUCAUUUGAAGGAUAGAAUUAGACUGCGACGCGGACCGUUCCCUUUGUUUUGAGGUCCAUUUCAAACGCUCCGCUCUCUGCUGUCACUCGUUUCAUGGCCGUUUCACAUCCUCCGCUUACUGCCCGACUCUUGCCCCGCAGAGGGGCAGAAAUGAGUCCCUGGGAAGGAAAUUCAAGUGUAUGCAAAUACCACAAACAACCACAUGACAGGCCUGCUCAGUUUACUUGUACAAGCUCGUUAUCCACGCGUUGAUUUAAGCUUUUUGUGAAAUUAAUGGGAGACGAGGAUAGUAAAAACUGCUGAGUCAUUCCGAAGUAAUUUUAUUGACAUUUAAGAACAUGCGAUUAGGAACACCUUAAUUAGGGUUUCUGAGGCAACCUGCUUCCACUCCUUACUAGCUAUUGGUAACCACGAUUAAACAAUGUGGGGAAGACAGCUGUGAGUAAUAGCAACAGGGCUAAUAAGGCUUGCACUGAUUGAUGGGGGUACGUGGGUUCUGUGGUCUCAUUGUUGAUCCGCGAUAAGCCGCCGGCUCGCUGCUUUCGCUCCUCGAGAUAGCAUUUAAUUAAGUCGGUCGGCCGGCGUGGCUGCGAGCUCACAGGUGCUGCUGUCCAAACAACUCACUGUCACAUCGCGAUGGAGAGAUGAAGAGAAGAGAGAGGGUGGAGGAUAGUGUGAGGGAGAACAAGACAUGGGCUGGGAAGAGGAAGGGAGCGAGCAGAAAAGCGAGAGAAGAAGGAUUAGGAGGAAGAGAGGGUGAUGAGCAGUGAGAAGGAGGGUUGAGAGAGAGAGAGGGAGUACUGCAGGCUGCACGCAGGAACGAACAAGCACACCGAGAGCUAUGCGAGUCCGUUCUUUGGCUUCACCACCCGUUCGUUCUCCGCUGUGAGGAGAGAGGGACUGUCAGAGAGUCAGAGGGAAGGGGGCGCAGCAGAAGUGUAGCGGUGAGGUGGUAAUUAAAGGAGAGACAGAAGGCGCAGGGUGGGAGAUAAGAGUGAGCGAAAAGAGGCUGUCGUUUAAUAGGGGGAAAAGAUAAAGAGAGCGCGGGAGGGGAGUGGGAGAGAGGACGCGUUGGUGAGGGAAGAGAGAUGUAGCGACUCCACGCCCCUGAUCGUGGUGGAGGAAGAAGACAUGAGGACGGGAGACGGAGUGGAAGGAACAAGUGUUUGCGUCCGGCUCGACGUCUCGCCGUGACCAUGGAGCGACUCAAGGAUGGAUCUGGAUUCUACCUGCAUGCCUGAGAGGGAGCUUUCCUCUCUGAUCUUCGACCAAGCCCACCAAAGCUUGGAGCUCAGUCGGGAGGCGUGGGACGCAUCUCUCUGCCUCCUCCUCCGCCCCCCCCCCCCCGGUUCCUCCUUUACUCCACUCGCUCUUCCAGUGACAGUGCGGCCACGAUGUAAAGCGGACCGCUGCGCACAGGUGGAUCCACUUGCAUAUACAGUUUCUCCCACGGAGGCGGAAAGGUAAGACGGAUAAAGGGAGGGGAGCGGUGAGCCAGAGAUGAAGAGAGGAGCAGAGUUCUCGGUGUAUCAGGGAGGCAGCCCGGCUCGACGGCCUCCCCAGCCUCUCCCCGACAACCUCAACCUGCGGAUCAAGCAGCGCUCGCUCACAAACCUGACCCUGCUCAGCGACGGCGAGCAGCGGGUUUACUCCUUCGAGCUGGACGAGCCGCCGCCUCUCCUUUCCCGACCCCGGAGCUCGCCGCUGCACUCGUCCUGCACACAGCGGGCGGGAGGCAGCCUGCAAGGAAGCCCGAGGAAGGAGGUGGUCACAAGGGGCGGAGGCGCGCAGGGCACCACGGCUCGAUCCCUGUCGCUCUCCCUCACCAAGGUGCUCUCUCAGUCGGAGCACUCCCUCAUCCCAGUCCCAUGGCGGUGCACGGGCGCGGGCGGGCGACCGCAGCGGGCGUCGUACAGCGGCCACCCACGGACGGAGCCGGCGCGGACGUCCAGGGGAGAGGGGGGAACAGGCGAAGAGGGCAGCAGCGGGCGCUCAGACGAGGAGCCGGCGGCGGGCUGGGCUGGCGGGAAGAGGGUAGGCAGGGAGAAGGACAGCGGGUACUGGGCGGAGGAGGAGGUCUCAGGGGGAGGUCCUCGCGAGGGAACGGCUCAGCUGGAUAAAGAGUUGAUCCUCACCAUGCUGGGCGACCUGGAGCAGGUGCUGCACACACAGCCCCGCCCACGAGAGGACCCUGAGACGAGACGCAUGAGGACGGUGAAGAACAUCGCCGACCUGCGGCAGAACCUGGAAGAAACCAUGUCCAAUCUACGGGGGACACAGAUCAGCCACAGGUAAGGCACACAGAUGGUACGACCCAUUAUUUACUGGGGAUAGUAAAUGACUCUGGUCUGGUUUUUGGUUAAGAAAAGGGAUACGGACAAUGAAUUGCCUCGUUUAUUUGUAGGGCCGCGUGCAUAAGGGACAACAAGAGAUUGGUUCCUUAAAGGAGAAUAUUGUUAUUUCCCAUUCAUAUCCCCUUAAAGUCAAUCUGUUUUAUUCAUGAAGUUUAAAAUGAGCUCCACAAAUCAGAAUACAUUUUUUAAAGCAAUUGAAAAUGUCAACCUAAUUGAGUUGUUUCAGGGUUGAAGUGAAUUAUGUUGCCUUCAGGCCGCUGUGUUAUUUAACCGAGACAAUAGUGAAAUGUAGCACCUCAAAUAGGAUCAUAAAUCUCUCACAACCCAAAUAUAAAUGUUCCCAUCUGCUUCUUAGGUGGCUCACUUCGUUAUUUAUACUUUUGCUGGCGUUAGAUUAUAGUUACCUUGUGUGUGUUAUGUCCGACCACUGCUGCAACAUUUGCCCCCCCCCCCCCCCCCCCGCAGGCAGCACCCAACUUCAGUCAGACACUGUUUUAGAAGUAAACCAAAUGCAGAGAAAAGGGAUUUGCCUGCCAGUGUUUAUUUUAAGACACUUCCACCUUUUUGAGAGACUAUUAUGCAGUCACAUCUAAAGUUCACUUUCCGUCUGAACAAUGAGAAAAGUUGGUCCGUUGUUUUUCGGCUCGUUCAGGCAAACUCUGCUUCCCACUAACUCCUAGAAUUAUCUGGCUCUUUAGCUGCUAAAUGCUGCUAAGUGUCUGUCUGCUUUUUCGGGACUGGAAACGCGGUGUACUGUUGGUUUUAAGAGCUCUUCGGCUCAGAACGCCCGGCUGCUGCAUCUGGAAACAACACUGAUGAUGCUGAGAGUGAACCAAAACAAUAAAGUUUAAGGCUGGGCCAAAAACAGUGAGUUACAAGAAAAAAAACACGCUCCACAGAGCUGAGGUGGUGAUGAAUUUCUCUGGGUUUGUCACUACAAGUGACCCCCUUUCACAUUACACAUUUGAUCCAUUGUAAAUAUGAAAUUAUUAGUCGAAGCAGCUUAGUAAAAUAAUUAUGCUAAUGUUGCUUGCGGGUAUAUGAUAGUGUCUCCGUGACCCUCAACAGGAAAUAAAAAAAGGAGAACGUAGCACCUAUUUUUUGUCGCAAGAACAGAGCAACCAGAACGUCACCAUUCAGCUGCAGCCUAUAGGCCUGUUUUCAGAGGCUAUUUUCACACCGACUGAGACAUGUUUAACUUCCUCAAAGACUGUGAAGGAGACCCACCAAAGUCACGACCAAUAACCACUGAAAAUAACCAAAGUUUCCUUUGUGAUCACAUUUUCCCAUCCCAGCACUUAUUAUGCGAGUUUCCCUGUGCGUCCGUUGUCCUUGGAAAACAGAAGCGGCUCAGAUUUUGAUAUCUCUGACUCAGUUCACCACACCGAUCCAACAGGGAGAUACGUCUCCAAUUGUUAAUGAUGUUUCCUCUGUUGCCAUGCAUUCUUCUCCUCCGCGUUUUUUUCUGGAUUUAAUUAGAAAAGUACAGGAGCCACCUUCCUCACCAGCUGGCGCACAUGUAAUGACAUUUCAGGAGUUGAUGGACAACCGGCACCUUAAAAGGCCGUCCCAUCUGUGAGCCACGGGGACAGUCUAAACAGUGUGGAAGCUGCGGCUCGGGCGAGGACGAAAAUGAUAACCAUUGGUUUGUGUCGGCUCCCCCCGGGCAGCAGCUCCCCGCUCUGUCUCUCCCCCUCUCCCUUAGUCUAUUAUUUUGUGUGUUUUGCCCCAUUUGCAGUGGAAUAUGGUGGCCGGGCUGCAGACAGCCAUGACAGAUGGCAGUCUGUGUGUGUGCAUUUGUUUUCUACUUCUUUUUUUUUUUUUUUUUGUCCUCAGAGGAGUCUCAGCCAGGCGCGAUCAAUACAGCGCCAUUGUCUUAUCGCCAUGUUUUAUUCUGGCGAGGGCCCACGGGGAUGGGGUGGGAGGUGUUUGAUCGGUCUGAGACGGACAGCCAUCAUGAUGCAUCAUCGUCAUCAGCAUCAUAUACGGUGUGUCUGCACAUGUGUGAGCAGUAAGCAGCCAUUAGAUUAAACGUGGGACAAAAAGGGAAGUCGGCUCCUGUGUGUGAGCCUCUGCGGACAUGUUUGUAUUCUCAAUGUAAGGAUAGUCUCAGAGUCCGCAUGCCAAUCCUGUCUGUGACAGAAGCCCGACCGGACCAUCUUAAUCUCUCCCAUGGAGGAGAAACGGCUCUGAAGCACCUUCAGUAAUUAAUUGCCGCUAUGCUCGAGCAGACAAGACUGUCAUAUUCAGCGCUUUGAGAUUCGCUCUCCGUACCUGGUUAUACCUCAUUCAUGCAGACUGGGUUUUAGGACCGCCAGCUGGAGCCAUCACAACAUGGACAUGGAGUCCACUAGCGCAGAAACAGACACCGUAGUUCCCUCUUUAUGAUUGUUUUACGUGUCACAGAUAGAAUAACAAAUUGUCCUCAUCUAUGCUCCUCAAAAGAGCAGAAGUUUUAUGCUCCGUAUUAAAGUAUAUUUGUGAAGGUGUAAUCAGGAUCCUUCUUUUCAAAUUGUUCUGUAUAUAGCUAAAAUAGAGUUAUAGCUAAAAGUUUUACUUACUUAUUUAAAGUGUUUUCCAUUCAUAGUUUUGGGGAUUUUUAAAUUAUAUGGAGGAAUUUUUAUGCCUUUUAUGUGGAAUGACUUGUAGCACA